AUGGACUGUGGUGACUUCGUCCACGCCGGCUGCCACAACGACGGCUGCAACCCCAUCGUCCAGCUGCGAUUCCCAGGGGUUCUGCCCGUGGAGCCCUUGAAGGUGGACUACACCAGCGCGAGAGAUGUCGCAGAGCUGGAGGAAGACUUCGGGGAGCUUAUGCAGGGCAUCGAGGACUGGGAAGGUUGCGCUAGCCACGCCUGCCCUGCGUUCUACCACGCGGAGGAGAAGAAGACGCUCCAGCUCGGGACUUCGCCGCAGUCGCUCUUGGUCCCGAUAUUUCGGAACGUAACUGGGUCCAAGAUCACCAGGGACGUGACAUUCCCCCUGGACGACUUGGAGCUGAUCACAACCGAAGCCGGCGGCACGCCAACAACGACGCACUACAUGGCGGUCGCCGUCAUGCAGCACUGGGGUCCCCACUGCACCAGCGGCCACAACGUGACCCUCGUGCGGAAGGACUCGAAUGCAGGGUCCGACUGGUGGCUGUGCAACGACGAGGACAUCCUCUCGGUCUCGUCCGCUUGUGUCGCUCGGAACGCCGUGGCGGUGUUGUACCGCCGGGUGCCAGAUUCCUAG
Messenger RNA from Ectocarpus siliculosus, 579 nucleotides. The record is from the annotation of a GenBank genome assembly. NCBI's taxonomy places the organism in Eukaryota, Phaeophyceae, Ectocarpales, Ectocarpaceae.